Bacidia gigantensis is the source of this 897-nucleotide messenger RNA. RefSeq lists its product as uncharacterized. NCBI's taxonomy places the organism in Eukaryota, Fungi, Ascomycota, Lecanoromycetes, Lecanorales, Ramalinaceae. The record is from RefSeq and is a predicted model, not a curated record. Bases 1 to 897 code for a protein of 298 amino acids. The transcript has 3 exons.
AUGUGCCGCACUACGUUCAACAUGGCCCCUCCCAAAAACCCAAAUACCACAAUCCUAAAGCUCGAUCACUUAGAAGGUAAAUACACCAUCUGGGAUAGGCCAGACUCAGAGGAUGCGGUUGAGGAGAUUACGGAUCAGACAGCAGAGGGCAAAGCUUUGUUUGAAUUCAUGGCUUGGCUCCGAUCUGUAAUGAUCAUAGCUCUGCGGUUUUCUAAUGAUUCGCCCAUCCCUAACCCUUCGAUAGGAUGGGACGAAUAUACAUCUGAGCCUUUUGACGCGUCCAAAUCAAUCAAGCAAGUCCUGGAUUCUGGGCAGCUUGCAGCAUUGCAGAGCCAUCUCUCAAACCCGCCAGAGGUCAUGAACAUCCCAUCUCGUCCUCCACUCGGGGAGGGGUUAGCAUGGCCAAGGUUUUCAUGCGAAUGGGUCACGUGGAGCAUGCCGUCCAAGCUGGACCCGACAUACCAUGAGAAAGCUGCUUCUCAAUUCGAUGCACUAGGCGACUCCAUCAAGAGCACUCAGAGCAUGCCGAGCGGUUCCAAACAACGUGAUUUGGCUGGCUCUUACCGAGGCUGGCUGUACAACGACGAAAGUGCGGCGCCUGUCUCGAUAGAACCGAGCGAGAAAACGCAUAUUUUCUGUUUCUUGUGGAGAAACUCAGAGGCUGAAAUGAAUUGCAAGAAUUACAAGGUGGAUAGAGAGCUAAGAGAGUCAUGGCAUGAAGAUUUCGCAGCGCUUGAGCAUGAAUGGGAAGCCAUGGGGAUGCGCAGCGAGAGCGUUCACCUUCAACUUGGAGACUUUGGUCAUCAGCUUCGAUGGCUCGAACAGCUGGCGAAGGUCCAAUCGAGGGACUUGACCGCGUCUGCUCGAAGUCAAGGAAUGGAAUGCGUGGUCUCUUAA